AUGGCUAUCCUAAGCAGCAAAGACAAGGAAGGCGGCUCAACUACUGGCGUCCUAGACCCAGUGGGCUUGAAGCCUGACCCGCACCAUGACGUGCAGGAGGGUAUGAUGGCUGAUAAUGCCGACAAUCUCCAACGUCAUUUAGACAAUCGUCAAAUUCAACUGAUCGCCAUCGGCGGAGCUGUCGGUACAGCUCUUUUCGUGAGCAUCGGCACGGGUCUAUACCACGGUGGCCCGGGCUCGCUCUUCUUGGCCUUCACAACCCAAUGUAUUUUCCUCGCAAUGGUCAACAACUGCCUCGCUGAAAUGAGUACUGCCUAUCCCGUCAGCGGUGGCUUUAUUCGUCUCGCUGGUAAAUGGGUCGACGAGGCCCUUGGUUUUAUGGUUGGCUGGAACUUCUUUUUCUAUGAGGCUCUUCUGAUCCCCUUCGAGAUAUCCGCUUUCACCCUUGUCUUGUCCUUCUGGAGUGACAAAGUGAGUGAGCCUGGCCCGGUCGCAGGAAUUGUUGCGGGAAUCAUUAUCUGCUAUGGUUCUUUGAACAUGCUAGCUGUGAAAGCCUACGGAGAAGCAGAGUUCUGGCUUUCGGGCGGCAAAGUAAUCCUCAUCUUCUCGCUGUUCUUCUUCACCUUCAUCACGAUGGUGGGAGGAAACCCGGAUCAUGACGCCUACGGUUUCCGAUACUGGAACAAUCCGGGCUCCUUCAUGGAGUACUUGAGCACCGGCAGCCUGGGCCGAUUUGAGGGCUACCUUGGCUCAUUGUGGUCUGCUUGUUUCGCCGUAGUCGGACCAGAGUAUAUCUCCAUGGUCGCAGCUGAGGCUAAGCGCCCCCGCAUCUAUAUCAAGAAUGCAUUCAAGACGGUUUACAUCCGAUUCGGUCUGUUCUUUAUGGGCGGUGCUCUGGCUGUCGGAAUCGUUUGCUCUGCCCGUGACCCCGCUCUGGUUGCUGUGGCUUCUGGUGCUAAGUCCGAUUCUUCCGCGUCCGCGUCGCCUUAUGUUAUCGGUAUGACCAACAUGGGUAUUAAGAUCUUCCCUUCGAUCGUGAACGCUCUGCUAUUGACUUCCAUCUUCUCCGCCGGAAACACGUACUUCUAUUGCGCCAUCCGUACCCUGUACAGUCUGGCGCUAGAAGGCCGCGCGCCGCGCAUUCUUACCCACACCACUAGCAAGGGUGUGCCAAUCUACUGCUUCGGCGUGGUUAUGAUCUUCCCCCUACUCUCUUUCCUCCAGGUUUCGAACAGCUCAUCCAUCGUCAUCACCUGGUUUGCUAACUUGGUCACCGCCGGUGGCCUUAUUAACUACAUCACAAUUUGCAUCACUUAUAUCUUCUUCCACCGCGCCUGCAAAGCGCAAAACCUUGACCGCCGUCAGUUCUCCUACUAUGCCUGGCUGCAGCCUGGAUGCGCAUACAUCGGACUUGUCUGGAUGGUGAUCGUCACUAUUCUUUACGGAUACCCAUCCUACAAGCCAUGGAACGUUCAGACUUUCUGGUCCGACUACACUAUGCAAAUUGUCAUCCCACCGCUCUUCGUCAUCUGGAAACUUAUCAAGAAGACGAAGUUCAUCAAAGCCCACGAGUGUGAUCUUGUGUGGGAACGACCCCUCAUCGAUGCCUACGAAGCCAGUUUCGUUGACCCACCUGUUGGAUUCUGGAGAGAGUGCCUCCAACUGGUCGGCAUUGGACGUAUUAAGGGAGGAAAUGAUAAGCGUCGUUACUCGACUGCUGCGCCGAAUGGUGUCUCGUCUAGUGUGGAUGUUUAA
Molecule: messenger RNA, 1755 nt
Organism: Penicillium manginii
Lineage: Eukaryota; Fungi; Ascomycota; Eurotiomycetes; Eurotiales; Aspergillaceae
Exons: 5
Coding region: 1-1755 (584 amino acids)
Biological process (GO): amino acid transmembrane transport
Cellular component (GO): membrane
Molecular function (GO): amino acid transmembrane transporter activity
Source: RefSeq, a predicted model, not a curated record